AUGGCCUGGAGCCCUCUUCUCCUCCUGCUCCUGUCCCAAUGCACAGGGUCCUUGUCCCAGCCUGGAGUGACUCAACCGACCUCUGCAUCUUUCUCCCUGGGACAAACAGCCAAGCUCACCUGCACCCUGAGCAGUGGCUAUAGUAACUACAAGAUUAACUGGUACCAGCAGAGCCCAGGGAAGAGCCCCAGGUUUGUGAUGCGAGUGGGUACUAGUGGUAUAUCUGGAUCCAAGGGGGAUGGGAUCCCUGAUCGCUUCUCAGGCUCUGGAUCUGACCUGGAGAGGUACCUGACCAUCGAGAACAUCCAGCUAGAGGACGAGUCAGUCUACUACUGUGGGGUAUACCAUGGUAGUGGGAGCAGCUACGUGAUCUGGCUUUCUGGGAACUCUAAUGGACAGUCAGGGCAGAACCAAGAACAAGAGCCCAGCAAUGUGUGGCUCAGAAAAAGAACUGAUUCAGAGAUCCAUGUGACCAAUAACACUUUAGGUACUAAGGAUAAAGUGUACAGUGGAAAGAAAGAGAGCAUAGUCAUGGAAAUUGACCAAACAUGCAAUCAGUAUCCAUUAAUGGUAAUUGCUGACCGUAAUGCAAAGCGUCUAGAAAUUAUGAACCCAGUUGCAACUUUAUUCAGCAUUCAGGGUAGUGGCAGAGAAAUCACUGAGAUUGUGGAAGAAGUACUCGAAGAAAAUUCCCCAGAGUUUGAAGAGGGGAUGGAGAGAGGAGGAAGCCCUGCAGCAGCAGGAGGUCACCAGAAGACAGGACUCAGGGAAAUCUCCACCAUGGCCUGGGCCCCUCUCCUACUCUUCCUCCUCACUCACUUCACAGGAUCCUGGGCCCAGUCUGUGCUGACUCAGCCACCCUCAAUGUCUGGGAACCUGGGUGAGAGGGUCACCCUCUCCUGCGCUGGGAGCAGCACCAACAUUGGGGGAAGAUAUGCAAACUGGUACCAACAGCUCCCAGGAACAUUUCCUAAACCCCUCAUCUAUGAUAAUAACAAGCGACCCUCAGGGAUCCCAGACAGAUUCUCAGGUUCCAAGUCUGGCAACUCAGCCUCCCUGACCAUCACUGGGCUUCAGGCAGAGGAUGAGGCUCAUUAUUUCUGCCAGUCCUAUGAUGACAGCCUGGGUGAUCGCACAGUGCUCCAGGCCUGCAGGGAACCACCCACCAGCCUCUCUUCUGAUGCCUUCUGCCUGAUACUCCCUAAGUUUCAGAUUUGUGACAUCACAGGCCUCUUGGAACCACAGAUCACCUCUAACUCCAAGCCCAACCCCUCCCUGGAUAAGUUUUCUGUGGUGAUGUUUUAG
This is a messenger RNA of Elephantulus edwardii (Cape elephant shrew), 1305 nucleotides long. RefSeq lists its product as uncharacterized. The transcript is spliced from 8 exons. The record is from RefSeq and is a predicted model, not a curated record. NCBI's taxonomy places the organism in Eukaryota, Metazoa, Chordata, Mammalia, Macroscelidea, Macroscelididae. Gene Ontology annotation, biological process: immune response; immunoglobulin production. Bases 1 to 1305 code for a protein of 434 amino acids.